GCGUUAUUAGUGCACGUUAAUCUCGGGUCGACGGUCUUGUUAAUCCGUUCGUCACGUCGCGUGUACACAUCACACACACACAUACACACACACGGUCAUGAUGUUUUAGAAUUUCGCGACGUCAAACAAUAAUAAUAAUAAUAAGAAGAAACCGUUUAUUUUUUAUUAUUAUCGCUUUAUGAAUUAUUAUUAUUUUUUGUCGCGAUGAACGGCCGGAAGAAGACGUCGUGUCCGUCGUCGUAGUGCGGUGUCACGGCUGCAAUAAUAUACAUUAAUAAUAAUAAUAAUAAUAACAAUAAUUAUAAUUAUUUUUAUUACGAUAUAGUUCGCCGUCUAAGUACCAACGUGUAGUGCGUUCACGUGCGUGCGUGCCAGUUUGUGCGUGUGCGCGAGCGCUCCCCGACCGCCGCGUGCAGUGUGAAUCGCGCGUGGAGGCGGACCCGCCGCGCCGGGACCGCGGUAAAUGCUCGUGGCCGCGGUCGGCCACCGGUUGCCGGAUGUCGACGCCAUGGGAACAGCUGAUCAGCUCGACGAUGACGCCGACCACCGCGGUGGCGGUCAAGCUGGCCGUCACGGACGAGCCGCCGGAACCGACGGAUCCUAACGGCACCGUGCUACCCGGCGGUUCGGCGGCAUCCGCCAGCACAGCUGGUGGCAUAUUCGGCACCCUGCACAGGCACAUACCCAUACUGUCCAGGCUGUCCAACAAGUCCGACAAGGCGCACUGCAGAAAUGUGGAUCACGUCAAGUGUAAUGGACAAUCUCAACCAAUGUACAGACAACCAAGAUUCAGCUCUAGAAGGCAGUACAGAAGAGUAGUAUUCAAACACGGUGAAUGUAAUGUUGUUCAAGGAAAAGUAGCUAAAAGAAGAAGAAAAUAUUUACAGGACAUAUUUACGACACUCGUCGAUGCUCAAUGGCGAUGGACGUUGUUAGUGUUUUCAAUGAACUUCAUGCUCAGCUGGUUAGGGUUUGCCAUCGUAUGGUGGCUGAUCGCACUAAACCACGGCGAUUUGGAAUUCUCGGUAAGGGAUAAUAACUCAACGUGGGUACCAUGUGUUCGAGAAAUGUAUUCUUUCACCUCGUGCUUUCUGUUCAGCGUCGAAACUCAGCACACAAUAGGUUAUGGUUCCAAACACACGACCGAAGAAUGUCCUGAAGCAAUAUUCAUUAUGUGUCUACAGAGCAUAGUAGGCGUUAUGAUCCAGGCAUUUAUGGUGGGCGUGGUGUUCGCCAAGUUGUCCAGGCCGAAAAAGCGCACGCAAACGCUGUUGUUCAGCAGAAACGCUGUGAUCUGCCAAAGGGAUGGCAUUCUGUGUCUCAUGUUCCGCGUGGGUGACAUGAGAAAAUCUCACAUUAUCGAGGCACACGUCAGGGCGCAGCUAAUAAAGAAAAAAAUGACAAUAGAAGGUGAGCUAUUACCGUUCCAUCAACAGGAACUUAAAGUCGGUGGUGAUGGUGAAGAGGACAGGAUAUUCUUCAUAUGGCCUACGACUAUUGUUCACAAAAUAACUCCACAGUCGCCGCUGUACAUGCUUUCGGCUGCUGAUUUCCUACAACAGAAGUUUGAAAUUGUCGUCGUCCUAGAAGGAGUAAUAGAAUCCACGGGAAUGACAACACAAGCUAGGUCAUCGUACCUGCCAAAUGAAAUACUUUGGGGACAUAGGUUUGAUACAUUAGUGUCAUUCAAAAAAGAAACUGGUGAACACGAAGUGGAUUAUAGUUUAUUCAAUAAUACGUAUGUUGUAGACACGCCGCUUUGCAGUGCACACGAUCUGAAAAAGCUCAUUUCGCUUCGGGCUCAUACUGAAAUGCACCAUAUGCAACCCCUGCAAGACCACUCCACCAACUACAGCGACCCGUCGGACAGUACUUCCGGGUCUAGGAAUUACAAGCCCCGUAGUGAACUACACGACAAGCAAUUGUCCACCAGUGACCUGAUGAUGGCCCAACUGGAGCCGUUCCUCAUAAAACCCGGCGAACUGCCCGGGCCAGAAUCAUUCCUGUGACGAUUAAUGAUCUACAACGAUCAUUUGCUGCCACCUAAGCUGAACACCGGAACCACCAUCGUUUCGUAAUAAGCAGGGGCAUCCCAAUCAUCUUCCACUCCCAAAAAUUAUUGUGAUCUUCUUAGACGUUAUUGAUUAUUAUAAUAUUUAUUGUACUUUGGUUUUUAAUAAAAUUAGUUUAAUUUGA
Metopolophium dirhodum (rose-grain aphid) is the source of this 2196-nucleotide messenger RNA. RefSeq names its product G protein-activated inward rectifier potassium channel 3-like. Bases 498 to 2009 code for a protein of 503 amino acids. The transcript is spliced from 8 exons. Gene Ontology annotation, cellular component: plasma membrane. Gene Ontology annotation, molecular function: inward rectifier potassium channel activity. Gene Ontology annotation, biological process: potassium ion import across plasma membrane; regulation of monoatomic ion transmembrane transport. The record is from RefSeq and is a predicted model, not a curated record. NCBI's taxonomy places the organism in Eukaryota, Metazoa, Arthropoda, Insecta, Hemiptera, Aphididae.